CAAGGAUGAUGGACGUUACUGCUGUGCUAAGUUGGCUUACUUUGAAGACUUUCUUGGUUGGCGUUAUGGUGUUCCUGUUGGUGAUGUCAUAUCUACAGAGGAGGAAGUACAAACUGCCGCCAGGACCCCCACAGCUGCCGAUACUGGGGAACUACUUAGCAUUUAGGAAAGACAAACGGAUGUUCACAGUAUUCACGAAGAUGGCAAAGACACACGGCGAUAUAUUUACAGUGAACUUAGGUUUUGGUCAAACUGUUAUAGUCCUCCAUUCAGCCGAUGUUGUGCACGAGGCCCUGGUUGAGAAAAAAGAGGUGUUUGCAGGAAGGGAUAAUUUAUUUUGGUCGUUUGAAUUGCUGUCAGGCGGAUAUAAAGAUAUCGUAUUUGCUAAUUAUGGACCCCUAUGGACCAUGCAGAGGAGGAUGGCUAUGAAAGCAUUCAGGACUUACAUAGCUAGUGACAAGCUAGAGCAACUUGCAAAGUCUUCUUUUGGGGAGGUUGCCAAGAUGCUGGAAAAACAAAUGGAACCUGUGGAUUUGUCCGAAUAUAUUCGCCUGACGGUUUAUAAUGUCAUUUGCAGGAUGACCUUUGGGAAAAGCUACAAAGUCAAUGACCCAGAGUUUGUUUGGCUAAAAAACAAAAUGGACGAAAUGAUGGGAUUAUUCACAGACUUCAUACCAGCCGAUCUUCUUCCAUUUUUGAAGCAUGUGCCUAUCAAGUCAACACAGGUUGCAAAAAGAACAAUGCAAGAUCUGAUUGAUUUCCAAACAGUUCAGGUCAAUGAGCACAAGGCAACCUUGACACCAGGAAAGGCAAGAGACAUUACCGACCAACUGCUGUUGGUACGCCAAGAGCUGGACGCAGGGAGCGACGGGUCCCUGAUGGAGACAUUAACAGACAAGCAUAUCAUUCAGACGAUAUUGGACGUGUUUUUUGCUGGUGUCCUGACCUCAACAGAAACACUGAAAUGGACCAUGCUGUAUAUUGCAGACAACCCGGAGAUACAGGAGAAAAUGCACCAGGAAAUAAGUGGAGUUUUGGCGGACGAUCUAGACGACCUGCGUCACAGUAAAUCCAAGCUGCCAUAUUGCGAGGCGGUUCUCCGCGAAGUUAUGCGCAUGCGUCCGGCUGCCCCGGUGGCUCUCGGGCACCAGGCGAUUCGAGAUACAAAACUUGGCGAUUAUGACCUGCCAAAGGGGACUGUGGUAUUUCCAAAUUUAUGGGGGAUACACCAUGAUCCCAGAAAUUGGGAGUCGCCAGAAGUUUUCAAACCAGAGCGAUUUCUGGACAAAGAUGGCAACCUGAAACCGACUGAUACCAAGACAUGGGUGCCGUUCUCCUCUGGGAAGAGGAAAUGUGCCGGCGAAGGUCUGGCCAAAGCUGACAUUAUGAUGAUUAUGGCUAUGUUUUUCCAGCGGUUCAAAGUGAGUUUUCCGCCAGGACAGAAACCGGAUUUCGAACCUGCCAUGUAUCCCUUUGACUGCAUCCCAAAACCGCAGAAGUUGAUCAUAGAAAAGAGGGAAACAGUUGAGUAA
Molecule: messenger RNA, 1532 nt
Organism: Lingula anatina
Lineage: Eukaryota; Metazoa; Brachiopoda; Lingulata; Lingulida; Lingulidae
Product: steroid 17-alpha-hydroxylase/17,20 lyase-like
Biological process (GO): progesterone metabolic process; hormone biosynthetic process
Molecular function (GO): steroid 17-alpha-monooxygenase activity; heme binding; iron ion binding
Source: RefSeq, a predicted model, not a curated record